ACCUCCAAAGAGUCCACCUCCAUCAGGUCCACCAGCUCCAACGAGUCCACCUCCACCACCUCCACCACCUCCUCCCACUCUUCUGCGUUUGGGGCCAUGGGGCACUCUCUCACACUCAGAGCCGUCCCAGGACCGUGGAACCACUGCUGAUUCUGCUCUGGACGAGGCCUCGCUGAGCUCCUUGGUCCUGCUCUGGACCUUCUGACCUUUGGGUGAAGACUUCUCAGUAACUUUUCUGCUCCGGUUCUCCACCCGUCCCUCACCAUGCCGCUCAUGCCGGUCAAGUUCAACCUGCAAAAGCGGGUGAAGCUGGCACAGGGCCUCUGGAUGCUCUACUGGGUGUCUGUGAUGGUGGGCAUCCUCAUCUUCAGCCUGGGCAUCUUCUUCAAGGUGGAACUGAGGAAGAGGAGCGAGAUGAUGGACAACAAUGAAAGCCACCUCGUACCGAACCUUCUGAUCCUCACGGGGUUGGUCACCUGCGCCGUCAACGCCUUCGGAGGGAAAGUUUGUCACGACUCGCUCGACCCCAUGAAGUUCGCCAAGUGGAAGCCCAUGCUGAAGCAGUACUUCACAGGCUGCGUGGCCUUCAGCGCCGCGCUCCUGGUGGUGGCGCUGUUGUGCUUCCUCAUGCAGUUCUCCGUGUACCUGACGCUGGCCGAGGGGCUGAAAAACGGGAUUCGCUUCUACAAAGACACGGACACGCCGGGACGCUGCUUCAUGAAGAGAACCCUGGACAUGACCCAGAUCGAGUUCCGUUGCUGCGGAAACAACAACUUCAGAGACUGGUUUGAGGUUCAGUGGAUCAGCAACCGCUACCUGGACAUGAGCAACGACCAAGUGAAGGACCGUGUUCUGAGUAAUGUGGAGGGGAAGUUCCUGAUGGACUCGGUUCCGUUCAGCUGUUGUAACCCCGGCUCCCCCAGACCCUGCAUCCAACACCACCUGACCAAUAACUCCGCCCACUACGACUACGACCUGCGCACGGAGGAGCUGAACAUCUGGACCCGCGGCUGCAGGGAGGCGCUCUUCUCCUACUUCAGCUCCAUGAUGAGCAGCAUCGGAGCUCUGAUCAUCUUCACCAUCCUCCUGGAGGGCGCAGACAUGGCUGGGCUGAAGUACCUGACGACGUCGCUGGAGUCCAUGUCCGACCCGGAGAACCCCGAGUGCGAGAGCGAGGGCUGGCUGCUAGAAAAGAGCGUCAAGGAAACGAUCUGCGAGGCCUGCGCCAAAGCCAAGGCUCUGAUCCGACCCAAUCAGGUGACAGAGGGGGAGGAGCCACCGGCCGCCUGAGCCCGCCCCCGCGCCCAUAUAAGGACUGAGCCACGCCCUAACCCUCCCCAACAGCCAAUCACAGGAGAGGCCUGCUGUAAAUAUGUUUUUAAACUGUACAGAGUCUAUAGCGAAUUUUAAUCAUGAUAAAAACCCUCUGUGUACAUAGUGUUUAUAGUCCAGACAGAUAUUAUAUUUAAACACUUCCGCCUUUGGAUUUAACCUAGUUUAACCUGGAAAUGUGUGUGAACGUCGCCAGCAGAGGGCGGUCGGGCUGGUCUGCUGGUGCACUGAGGAGUGAAGCGGCUAAAAUAAGCUAAAAAUCACUAAAGUGAAUCAAGCUAAAACAAAGGCAGCUAGUGUCAGAAAGUGUCAGAAAAUGUCAGAAAGUGUCAGAAAAUGUCAGAAAGUGUCAAGGAAAAAUGGACUUUAAAAACCCUGAGGAGCUUGGUAGAUGACACUGACUGACAUGUACCAGCAGAGGGCAGCAGUGACAGGUGAGACUUGUGAAUGAAACAACCGCAGGGACGUGUCUGAGUGGACACGACAUUAAAACAGGGUUAAAGCCCCAUUGUGGGACAUUUCCUCACAUUAGAACAGGAUUACAGAGAGGAAAGUCAUUUUAACAGAAUGUAGCUUCAAAAAACCUCAGACUUGCCAAAAGCGCUUCCACUCUCGGCCUGUCAGAGCCCAGCACAGCAGAGACGGUGCCCCCCGGUGGACUCCUACAGCACAGACCUGCUGGUGCUGAGGCGUCCACAGUCUGAGCCAAGACCCAAGACCUGGGUCCAUGGUCUCGUUUGGCCUGGACCCUGGUCUAACAAAGCCCAGACCAGAGGACUUACAGGUCCCAGAGUCUGGGUUCCAGUUUAGUCCUUGCUCUGGACCCUGGUCUAGUCCCUGGUCUGGUCUAGUCCCUGGUCUG
Boleophthalmus pectinirostris (great blue-spotted mudskipper) is the source of this 2194-nucleotide messenger RNA. It is a transcript of the gene prph2b, whose product is annotated as peripherin 2b (retinal degeneration, slow). Gene Ontology annotation, biological process: visual perception. Lineage: Eukaryota; Metazoa; Chordata; Actinopteri; Gobiiformes; Gobiidae. The transcript is spliced from 4 exons. Bases 265 to 1290 code for a protein of 341 amino acids. The record is from RefSeq and is a predicted model, not a curated record. Gene Ontology annotation, cellular component: membrane.